CAAGACGGACCAUUCUACACUCCGGAGAAAACUGAAUUCAGACCAGCUGAGCGGCCCAAAGCUGUUAGACCACAGGAUAAUUUGCGAACUGAUGAAGGCGAUUUUGUUCGUCCCGAAAAAACGAAAUUCAUUCCAGCUGAGCGUCCACAACAAGUUCGGCCAGAAGAUAAUCUUCGCCAAGAUGGACCAUUCUAUACUCCGGAGAAAACUGAAUUCAGACCAGCUGAGAGACCAAAAGCUGUCAGACCACAAGAUAAUUUACGAACAGAUGAAGGUGAUUUUGUACGCCCCGAAAAAACGAAAUUCAUUCCAGCUGAGCGUCCCCAACAAGUUCGGCCAGAGGAUAAUUUGCGUCAAGAUGGACCAUUCUAUACUCCGGAGAAAACUGAAUUCAGACCAGCUGAGCGGCCCAAAGCUGUUAGACCACAAGAUAAUUUACGAGCAGACGAGGGUGAUUUUGUACGACCCGAAAAACAACAUUUCGUUCCAGCUGAACGUCCGAAACAGGUAAAACCAGAAGACAAUCUUCGUCAAGAUGGGCCAUUUUACACGCCAGAGAAGGCGGAAUUCGUUCCAGCUGAGCGACUAAAGGCUGUCAAACCUGAAGAUAAUUUGCGACCAAACGAAGGUGAAUUCCAACGGCCCGAAAAACAACAAUAUAUUCCAGCCGAGAAACCGAAACAAGUCAAACCGAAAGACAACUUAACCACUGGCGUCGGUGAAUUUAUUGUGCAUGAAAAACUCGGACCAACUGGUCCAUGUGAGAAACGGUCUCCAAUAAAACAUGACGACAACUUACGUACAGGCGAAGGUGAUUUUGUAACACCCGAAAAACAGAAAUACAUUCCAGCUGAGCGUCCAAAACAAGUGAAACCGAUUGACAAUUUGACAACAUUUGAGGGAACAUUUGAACAGCGCGAGGAAAUAUCGUUUAUAGCGGCUGAAAUACCAAAAGCAGUCAAGCCAAUCGAUCAGUUUUACUUGGAAGGUGAUUUUGUACGCCCCGAAAAAACGAAAUUCAUUCCAGCCGAGCGUCCCCAACAAGUUCGGCCAGAGGAUAAUUUGCGUCAAGAUGGACCGUUCUAUACUCCGGAGAAAACUGAAUUCAGACCAGCUGAGCGGCUUAAAGCUGUCAGGCCACAGGAUAACUUAAGAGCAAAUGAAGGAGACUUCGUUCGGCCAGAGAAACAACAUUUCGUUCCAGCUGAACGACCACAACAAGUUCGGCCAGAAGAUAAUUUGCGACAAGAUGGUCCAUUCUAUACUCCGGAAAAAACUGAAUUCCAACCAGCUGAGCGUCCCAAAGCUGUCAGGCCACAUGAUAAUUUACGAACUGAUGAAGGCGAUUUUGUUCGUCCCGAAAAAACGAAAUUCAUCCCAGCCGAGCGACCAAAACAAGUUCGGCCAGAAGAUAAUCUUCGCCAAGACGGGCCAUUCUAUACUCCGGAAAAAACUGAAUUCCAACCAGCUGAGCGGCCCAAAGCUGUCAGGCCACAGGAUAACUUAAGAGCAAAUGAAGGAGACUUCGUUCGGCCAGAGAAACAACAUUUCGUUCCAGCUGAACGACCACAACAAGUGCGUCCAGAAGAUAAUUUGCGACAAGAUGGUCCAUUCUAUACGCCAGAGAAACCACAAUACAAGCCAAGUGAACGGCCAAAAGCAGUUAAACCACAGGAUAAUUUGCGAGCAGAUGAAGGUGAUUUUGUACGCCCCGAAAAAACGAAAUUCAUUCCCGCCGAGCGACCAAAACAAGUUCGGCCAGAAGAUAAUCUUCGCCAAGAUGGACCAUUCUAUACUCCGGAAAAAACUGAAUUCAGA
Molecule: messenger RNA, 1818 nt
Organism: Contarinia nasturtii (swede midge)
Lineage: Eukaryota; Metazoa; Arthropoda; Insecta; Diptera; Cecidomyiidae
Gene: Sdb
Product: titin
Exons: 3
Biological process (GO): microtubule anchoring
Cellular component (GO): axonemal microtubule; centriole; cytoskeleton
Molecular function (GO): microtubule binding
Source: RefSeq, a predicted model, not a curated record